AUGCUUCGAUCUAUCACUCUAUUGCUGGACAUAACUCUUUACUUUCUGACAAAGGUCAUUUACAAUGUUUACUUCCACCCAUUGAGCCGUUUUCCCGGCCCCAUCUCCCAUGCCAUCUCUCGUCUUCCAUAUUGCUACCGCGCAACAACCGGCACCCUGCCAUUUGAUAUAUUGGAAUUACAUAAAAAGUACGGUGAUAUUGUUCGUAUCGCACCGGAUGAACUUGCCUUCUCACACCCUGAUGCCUGGAAGGAAAUCAUGGGCCACAAGAAUGGAGUGCCCGAGAUGGGUAAGGCUGCCUGGUUCUACCGCCCUAUUGAACAAUCUUUGCACAUUGUCAAUGAAGACCACGAAGAGCACAAACAGUUGCGUCGACAGAUGGCGCAUGGCUUCUCUGAGAAAGGAAUGCGAGACCAAGAGCCCAUGAUCAGAAAGUAUGUUGAUAUUUUGCUGGAAAAGCUGAAGGAGGUCGCCGAGCUUCGUGAACCCCUUGUUCUUUCCGACUGGUACAAUUUUACCACUUUCGAUAUCAUCGGGGAUCUGGCAUUCGGUGAACCGUUUGGCUGUCUGGAAGGUUCGAACUAUGACGGCUGGAUCCAAAGUAUUUUUGAUUCAGGACGUCUGGGUACAAUUCUGCAGGCACUGUCCUUCUUCCCAUUAAUUAAAAAGCUCUUGUUGUCCCUCGUCCCUCAGUCUCUGAAAGAUGCCCAACAGAAGCAUAAAGAUCUGACCAAAGCUAAAAUGCUGCGCCGGAUGGCUAUAACUGAAGAUCGUCCUGACCUUAUUGAAGGUCUGCUGAAAAAGAAGGAUGAGCUGAAACUUGUUGCAAAUGCUGAAAUCCUGAUCAUUGGGGGUUCUGAAACAACGGCAUCUUUGUUGAGUGGAGUGACUUACUUGCUCCUCACAAAUUCCGAAGCCUAUGAUAAUUUGAAUUGUGAAGUUCGUUCGACAUUUAAAAGCCAGGAUGACAUAAAUUUGGUUAGCGUCAACAAACUCUCAUACAUGUUGGCCUGCCUUGACGAGGGCAUGCGCAUGUAUCCCCCUAUCGCCAAUGGUCUUCCUCGGGUCUGCCCGACAGGUGGAUCUACUGUCCUAGGUGAAUAUAUCCCAGAAAAUGUAGGUGCCUUCAUGAGUUGCCUAAAGAUUACAAUUGACCGCUCACUUGUGGACUACAGACCUUUCUCUCAAUCCAUCAAUGGGCACUUUACCGUCGCCAUGAGUAUUUUAGCGAGCCUAACACAUACCACCCUGAACGCUGGAUGGGGAGUUCUCAAUUUGCGGCCGAUCGUCGAGAUGCCUUUCAGCCAUUCCACCUCGGCCCAAGAAAUUGUCUCGGAAGAAAGUACGCAGCCAUUCCAGGUCUAA
Molecule: messenger RNA, 1365 nt
Organism: Penicillium atrosanguineum
Lineage: Eukaryota; Fungi; Ascomycota; Eurotiomycetes; Eurotiales; Aspergillaceae
Product: cytochrome P450
Exons: 3
Coding region: 1-1365 (454 amino acids)
Molecular function (GO): heme binding; iron ion binding; oxidoreductase activity, acting on paired donors, with incorporation or reduction of molecular oxygen
Source: RefSeq, a predicted model, not a curated record